This is a messenger RNA of Merops nubicus (carmine bee-eater), 1457 nucleotides long. It is a transcript of the gene TRIP13, whose product is annotated as thyroid hormone receptor interactor 13. Gene Ontology annotation, biological process: meiotic recombination checkpoint signaling; reciprocal meiotic recombination. The transcript has 13 exons. Gene Ontology annotation, molecular function: ATP hydrolysis activity; ATP binding. Lineage: Eukaryota; Metazoa; Chordata; Aves; Coraciiformes; Meropidae. Gene Ontology annotation, cellular component: nucleus; chromosome. The record is from RefSeq and is a predicted model, not a curated record. Bases 1 to 1296 code for a protein of 431 amino acids.
AUGGACGAAGCUGCUGGGGAUUUGAAGCAAGCCCUCCUAAACGUGUGUGACAACGUUCAAAUACAUGUGGAAGUUCAUCAGAAAUCGAGCAGUGCGGCCAAGAAAGAAGAGAUCAGGAUGAGUGUCUUAAAGCUGUUGAACAGACAUAACAUUGUGUUUGGUGAUUACAAGUGGACAGAGUUUGAUGAUGGUUUCCUUAACAGCAACGUGGAGUCCGUGUCAAUUGUGGAUACAGAGCUGAAGCUGAAAGACAGACAGCCUAUUGACUUGAGCAAAAGCAAUCUCUCUCUUCAUAUUUUUCAUCUGAGUGAAGAAGGACCAAGCUCUGAAAACCUGGAAGAAGAGAAUGAGGAUAUUGCAGCUAACCAUUGGGUGCUACCAGCAGCUGAAUUCCAUGGCCUUUGGGAAAGUCUGAUAUAUGACAUUGAAGUAAAAUCACACUUGCUUGAUUAUGUGACGACAACAUUACUCUUUUCUGACAAAAAUGUUGACAGCAACCUGAUAUCAUGGAACAGAGUUGUUCUGCUGCAUGGCCCUCCUGGAACUGGUAAAACCUCUCUCUGUAAAGCAUUGGCUCAGAAGCUGACCAUCCGACUGUCAUACAGGUAUAGGUAUGGACAGUUAAUUGAGAUAAACAGCCAUAGCCUUUUCUCUAAAUGGUUUUCUGAGAGUGGCAAGCUUGUAACCAAGAUGUUCCAGAAGAUUCAGGAGUUAAUUGAUGACAAAGAUGCUCUUGUGUUUGUACUGAUUGAUGAGGUGGAAAGCCUCACAGCAGCCCGCAGUGCCUUCAAGGCAGGCACAGAGCCUUCAGAUGCUAUCCGUGUGGUGAAUGCUGUACUGACACAAUUAGAUAGGAUUAAAAGGUAUCCCAAUGUAGUUAUCCUGACUACUUCAAAUAUUACGGAGAAAAUUGACUUGGCCUUUGUAGACAGGGCUGACAUAAAGCAAUACAUUGGACCUCCAUCCAUUGCAGCAAUAUUUAGAAUAUAUCUUUCUUGCUUGGAAGAACUGAUGAAGUGUCAAAUCAUAUAUCCUCGACAGCAGCUCCUGACGCUCAGGGAGCUGGAGAUGAUCGGCUUCGUGGAGAAUAACGUGUCAAGGUUAAGCCUUGUACUAAAAGAAAUCUCAAGAAGAAGUGAAGGUCUUAGUGGUCGGGUCCUGAGAAAACUUCCUUUCCUAGCACAUGCACUUUAUAUUCAAUCCCCCAGUGUUACAAUGACAGCAUUUCUUCAGGCUCUCUCACUUGCAGUAGAUAAACAAUUUGAAGAAAGAAAGAAACUUGCAGACUCUGUGUGAUAGUCAACUGUUUUAUAGUUGUCUGUGUUGUUAACACUGAAAAGUGUUUCAUACAAACUGUGCAGCUUCUGUGCAUCUGUAAAAGAGAUUGUCAACAUCUUAAAAAAAUGGAAGGCCUAAUGUAGUUUUUUCAAAACAUGAACAAUUAAGAAAUUUUCCAG